Molecule: messenger RNA, 3792 nt
Organism: Candida albicans SC5314
Lineage: Eukaryota; Fungi; Ascomycota; Pichiomycetes; Serinales; Debaryomycetaceae
Product: ATP-dependent RNA helicase
Exons: 1
Coding region: 1-3792 (1263 amino acids)
Biological process (GO): maturation of SSU-rRNA from tricistronic rRNA transcript (SSU-rRNA, 5.8S rRNA, LSU-rRNA)
Cellular component (GO): nucleolus; intracellular anatomical structure
Molecular function (GO): RNA binding; ATP binding
Source: RefSeq, a predicted model, not a curated record
AUGGGAAAAUAUAGAAAGAGAUUUAAUGAGAAAGCAAGGGCAGGUAUGCUUGCCAAGCAAGCUGCAUUGAAGAAAGCAAGAAAUAAGCAAUUUUAUAGACAAGACGAUGAGGAAGAGACCGAAACGACUCCAGAUACCACCGAAAUAUUCAAUACCCAAGAUUCAAACUCUGAAAUACUUGCACCCGUCACUGAAGAAGAACGGUUAGCUAGAAAGAGGGCAUUAGAGCAAAAUUUGUAUUCUGAAAAUUCCAAAAAGGAGAAAAUGUCUCGAGCAAAGAAGAAACGUUUGGAUAAAUACAUUGAUCAUCAAUUGAAAAGAGAGGAAAAGAAAAUUUUGCUUGAAAAGUUGGCAGAGACCAAGAUGGAUACUAGUAACUUUGCCGCUCUUAAGGAAUUGGGAAAAGGUAAACAAACCAAAAAAGAGGAAAUGAUUGAGGCGUUGGAAUUGGAACGUCAGGGUAGAGCUGAUGAGAAUACACGGGAAGUUUUAUAUGAAGAACGAGAUGUAAAAGAUUAUGAUGAUUCAGAUGAAGAUGGCAGUAUAUUUAAAAGCUUCGACGACGACAGACAUUUGCAAGACGAGGAGGGGGAACAGCGAUCAACAUUUGUGGAUAACAGGCCCAAAAAGUUUGGCGGUCAAGGUUCGGGUUUUGGUUUUGCAAACAUACCUGUAAUUAAAAAAGAUACUACGGAAAUUCCUAAGAAAAAAUACAGUUGGAGGAAAAGGGUGGAAGAAGAAGAAAAAAAGAGAUUAAAGAAAGAAGAUGAUGAUGAUUUUGCUUCGUCUUCAGAGGAUGAGGAGGAGCUGGAUAAUAGUAAUGCUGACGAUAUGAACACUUCUGAAGAAACUGUGGAAGCAGAUGAGUUACGUGAUCUGGAUGUGGCGGAAGAUUCUGAUUCCAAUGAAGAAGAAUCUGAACAUGAAAUUAAUCCUGAAGCUGGUGAGUCUGCUGAAAGUGAGGGUGAUCUGUCAAGUGAAGUAGAAGAAGAAGAGGACGACGACGACGACGAUGAUGAUGAGGAAGAAGAAGAAGAGGAAUCAAAGUUGAUGAAAAGCAAACCGCGCCACUCUACUACUGCAGCUAGUUUCAAAGAAUGGGCAGAACAGCAGGUUCGUAUUAUGGAGGGGAGAGACAAGAAUGUUCUCACACCAGAAGUUUCUGAAGAGAUCAAGAAAAAGUACUCGAAACAGACUGUCAGAGAUGAAGACGUCGAUCACUCGUCAGAUGAAGAAGGAUACAUCCCUAUAAACAAAGAAAUGCAACGUCGAGCAUUUGUUGUAGAAGUGAACAGAACGGAUUCUAUUCAACAACAAAGAGUUUUACUUCCUGUUUUUGCUGAAGAGCAUAGGAUAAUGGAGGCUGUUUAUCACCACGAUUGUAUAAUUCUUUGUGGUGAAACUGGGUCAGGGAAAACAACACAAGUUCCUCAAUUCUUGUACGAGGCCGGGUUUGGUAAUUUAUUGCACGACUUGUAUCCCGGAAUGAUUGGUGUGACUCAACCAAGAAGAGUGGCAGCUGUGUCAAUGGCAGAAAGAGUAGGUAGCGAAUUGGGAGAUCAUGGUCACCGUGUGGGUUAUCAAAUACGAUUUGACACUACUAUCAAAAAUGAAGGUAAGGAAAACGGUACGGCAUUGAAAUUUAUGACCGAUGGUGUUUUGUUGAGAGAGAUGAUGACCGAUUUUUUGUUAGCCAAAUAUUCAGCAAUAAUUAUUGAUGAAGCCCAUGAGAGAAAUAUUAAUACUGACAUAUUAAUUGGAAUGUUGACAAGAGUUGUAAAAUUAAGAAGAAAAUAUCACAAGGAGAAUCCUCAAUUGUAUAAGCCUUUGAAACUUAUUAUAAUGUCGGCUACGUUGAGAGUCUCUGAUUUUUCGGAAAACCCUGCAUUAUUCAAAACACCACCACCUAUUAUCAAUGUUCAGGCAAGACAGUAUCCGGUGUCAAUCCAUUUUAAUAAAAAAACUAACUAUGAUUAUUUGGAGGAAGCGUUUAAAAAGACAUGUAAAAUACAUCGUAAACUUCCCGAAGGUGGUAUAUUAAUAUUCUUAACGGGGCAAAAUGAAAUUACCACUUUGGUGAAAAAAUUACGACAAGAAUUCCCGUUUAAAAAGAAGUCAACCAUUCAGUAUGAUGAAAACAUUGAUGUUAAGUUGUCAGAAAAUGUUCAACAAGAGGUUGAAGAUGUGGAUUUUAGUGUUCAAUCUGGAGAUGCUGGUAUACUUGAUGAUUAUGAAGAAGGAGAAGAAAAUGAGGAAGAAGAGGAGGGUUUUGAAGAGUCUAUCGAUAGCAAGGAGUCAGAGGUGGGGCCGUUAUAUGUAUUGCCGUUGUAUUCUUUAUUACCUACAAAACAACAAAUGAAGGUGUUUGAGGAUCCACCACCGGGAAGCAGAAUUUGUAUAGUUGCCACUAAUGUUGCCGAAACAUCGUUGACAAUACCAGGCAUCAGAUACGUGGUGGAUUGUGGUCGUUCCAAGGAAAGAAAAUACAACCAAGAAAAUGGAGUGCAAUCAUUUGAAGUUGAUUGGGUUUCCAAAGCAUCUGCUAAUCAACGUGCUGGUAGAGCUGGUAGAACCGGACCAGGACAUUGCUACAGACUAUAUUCUUCUGCAGUUUUUGAAGACUUUUUCCCUCAAUUCAGUGUACCUGAGAUUUUACGUAUGCCAUUUGAAAGUAUUGUAUUAAGUAUGAAGAGUAUGGGAAUUGAUCAAAUUGCUAAUUUUCCUUUCCCUACUCCUCCUGAUAGAUUUUCAUUAAAGAAAGCCGAAGAGUUGUUAGUCAUAUUGGGUGCAUUAGAUAAAGAACAAAAGCAGAUUACUGAUUUAGGGAAAAAAAUGUCUUUGUUCCCCUUGAGUCCACGAUUUGCAAAAAUUCUAAUUAUUGGAAACCAACAAGAAUGUCUUUCUUAUAUCAUUGCUAUUGUUUCUGCAUUAUCGGUCGGAGAUCCAUUUAUAGGUGAGAACGAAUUAGUCGGGAACAUGAAUGACGAAGCACGUAGAGAGUUUAGAACAAAAUUCUAUCACUCACGUGCAUUAUUCUCAAAGUUGGAUGCGUCUAGUAAUUGUAUGAUGUUAUUGUCUGCAGUUUGUGCAUAUGACCAUGUUCCAAAAGAAGAGCAAAAUGGGUUUUUACAAAAGCAUUAUCUUAGACAUAAGAUGAUGGAGGAAAUACAAAAGUUGAGAAAACAAGUUGGAAAUAUAGUAGAAAAUAUGAUUAUGUCUGCUGAUGGAUUACAGUUGGAACAAAAAGUGAAAUUGCCCAUUCCAAACAAAAAGCAAGUGAGUGCAAUGAAACAGAUGAUUGCGUCUGGGUUUAUCGACCAAGUUGCAAUUCGAGGAGAUCUCAUUUCAUCUGAGGUAAAGGUUGCAAACAAGACAAGUAUUAUAAAUAUCCCAUACUGUCCCGUGAUGCCCAUAGAAGAUGGACCAUUUGUAUAUUUACAUCCUAACUCUCUUAUAGCUGAAAGUGGGCAAAUUCCAAGCUCGUAUCUUGUCUAUCAAUCAUUGAGUACAAAGGGAAACAUCAGUGAAGAUGAAACCAAGAAGGUUAGGAUGAAUCCGUUAGUUGAUAUAAGUGGUAAGCAGUUGGCUAAUAUUGCUAAAAACUCGGUGCUACUCACAUAUUCCAAACCGUUAGGACAUCCUUAUGCUCCAAAAAACUUGACACCAACGAAAAGAGAAUGUUAUGUGGUUCCACGUUUUGGAGCAGCCAUUGGAAGUGGUGGUGUUGGUUGGGAUUUGCCUGCCAUUAAGGUAAUUCAAGAAAAACGUAAAGGUGUUUGGGUAAACUUAUAG